AUGACGUAUGGUCUCCUGGUGUUCAGCACGGUGGUGCUCUACGCACCCCACUGUCUGCUCUGUGCGAUUGCGCUGGCGUGGCAGCCGGUGCUGAUCAUCAUUAGCCUGAUUUCCUCCUUUGCGGCGUUUGCGCCGCUCGUCGUGAGUGGUGCCGUCUUCCGGCUUCUGCGGCUGUCUCACGUCUCCACCGAUGUCACAGCGGCUGCGGUGGUGCUGCCGGUGCAUUUUGUGUUGCUGAGCGGCAUUCGUGUGCUCGUGUUGCACGGGUGCCUGCAGCUGCAACGACUUGGCUGGGCGAGGGGGCUGCUGCUCGUGCGCAGUCGGGUGCCGCUCGUCGCGCUCAGCAUCGCCGUCGGGGCCGGCUUUGGCGGCACGUCGUUGCUCGUCGGCGGCGGCGCCCUGCUCGCCGAAGCGUGGGAGGCACGAUUGUCUAUUCCGAUGAGCGCAGCCCAGAUGAACGCGUCAGCGGCGGUGCUCGACGAAUUGUUUUCCGCCAGCGCGAGCUGCGCGCAGCUUCCGCGGUUGGUGCAAUCUGUGUUCCAGCAGACCUUCUUUACGUGUGGACAGGUGGCGUGGUCGGUGAUGCUAGGCCAGGCGUACGCGGCCGCCUAUCCGCAGGCGCUGGAGGACCCGCUUUUAGAGAAUGCGGAGGUGGUGAGUUGCGAGGAUGAGCGAUUGACUGUAGCAGGGAAAGGGACACGUGAAGAAGCGUCAACACCCGCAAGACAUCAAGCGGAAGAUGCGACGAGGGGCGCGUCUCAGCCUGCUCCCUCGCGCCCCGCCAUGGCGAAAGAGGAGCCGGCGCGUUUGGGGCAUGACGACGAGGGGUCUCUACCGCCUGUGGAGUCGACCGAGAAAAGCGAAGGAAGAGACGUGGCAGCGCAGCUCCUUGCGUUCCAGCAGCACCGCCGCAGUUCACCUGAGGAGUCGAGGACGAGAAACCAACACGAGGCCUUCGCGUAUCAAGGCGCGACAACAGGGGAGCGCGUACCGCCGCCGCCGCACCCAUCCACUGAGAGAGCGGGGCAGAGGGAGGAAGUGGAAGAAGGAGACUUGGAGAAUCCUAGCACUACCGGUGCCUCCACCCGAGCGCCACUGCGCGGUACACAGGGUGCACGCACCUCCACCGCUUCCAAGGUGCCCUCGCCCUCUUCUCCCUCGUCGCACUCACCGGUUGUGUCUGGCCUCGUGGCAGAGUCCGUGCUGGCGCAGCGUCGGCCCACAGCCCUUCUCACGGGUCUGGCCGCAUUGGGUCUUCAUUUCCUGUACGUUAUGCUGCCUUUGACAGCGCUCUCCGAUGCUUCCGCCGCAGGCUCCUCGGGCCGUCGUGGGUGUUCCGCCUACAUCCCUCUGCAGUGCCUCCUCACCGUCGCUUCCGUGCUCUGGGGGCUGUGGAUUGUCCACUGCGAGCGUCACCCAUCUGCGUACGUGCGCUUGGCGUGA
Messenger RNA from Leptomonas pyrrhocoris, 1443 nucleotides. RefSeq lists its product as hypothetical. Gene Ontology annotation, biological process: protein processing; positive regulation of catalytic activity. The transcript has a single exon. Gene Ontology annotation, molecular function: protein-macromolecule adaptor activity. The record is from RefSeq and is a predicted model, not a curated record. Bases 1 to 1443 code for a protein of 480 amino acids. Gene Ontology annotation, cellular component: membrane; gamma-secretase complex; endoplasmic reticulum. NCBI's taxonomy places the organism in Eukaryota, Euglenozoa, Kinetoplastea, Trypanosomatida, Trypanosomatidae.